GGGUGAAUCAAACAUGUCUCCGUGCGUCGUCUGAACUGGAAAAGUUUUGAUUUUCGACAAUAACGUCAGAAAUCGCAAUUUUUAAAUCAGUGCGUCAUUAUUGCGGACUCUACCCUGAAAAACAGCCAAAGCUCAUCAAAUAUGGACACCGACUCCAACAGUGACCUGGAUGAAGAAUUCCCAGUGUUCCUCACGAAACCAAUGCAGCCACUAAGCCCCGCCCCACCCCACCGACAGCCAAUCAAAUCUGCCCGCUCUGAUGUUAUGACCAUAAGCAGCGACUCUGAUGACGACGCUCCGUACGUACCCCUGGCCCUUCGUCUCAAACAGCAGCAGGAUGCGAGGAGAGUUAUUCCUUUGUGUAUUCCGGAAACUUCACCAAAUGGCUUUACUGAAAUAGUCCAUCUUCAACACCCAAACGGCCAAGUUGGUCAAAGUCCAGUUAAGUCCAAGGCUCCUCCGAAACGGUCAGUGGAGGAGAUCCAGAAGUCCAAUGAGGAGGCCCAGAGGAGGAAGCAGGCUCGAGAAAAGAAGCAGACGGAGAGAGAGGAGCAAAGGAGACGCAGGGAGGAGGAGAAGGCCCAGAGAAGGGCUAUGGCAGAUGCAGUCAAAGCGCUGCGGCCAGAAGAGUGCAUCAAAUACAUGGUAGCAGUGGUAGACCCAGGUCUCCUACAGCUGGAGGGUGGGGGAGCCCUGCUCUCCUCUCUCCAGGCUCUGGGCUGCACCUGUGCCAUCGAGAAGCAGCCCCUCCCUCGCAGUGUGGGCUGGAGGAGAAGGACUCCUGGUGCUCAGGCUGCAGAUGGAGACUGUGUGCAGGAGAACGAUGUGGUGAUCCAGAUGACUGUGGAUGACUUCAUCAGUCUGAGCCACAACUACAUUCAGGAGGAGCGCACAGGCAGGGCAGAGUGUGGGCGAACCCUCACUUCAUGGGUACAAGAGCUACAGAGGAGACACCCGGAGAAGAUCCUCAGUCUGGUUGUCCUAGGACUGGAGCAGUACUUCAGGUCACACAAGGCCCAGAGCCAGAAGAAGCUGAGGGAAGCAGUGAUAGGAGAGGAACAGGGAGGAGCCAAGAGGAAAAAGAAGAACGGAGCAGCCAAUACUCUGCCAGAGCUCAGCCGAGUGGAGGUGGAGGAGGCCGUGGUCCACCUGCAGCUGCACACCGGGGUCUGCGUGCGCUUCCUCUCCACCUGGAAGGACUUCACUGAGCACGUCACCAUGGCAACCAAGGCCAUCGCCGAGGCCCCUUUCAAGCGCGAGCGGGACAACAGCGGCUUCUCUUUCUACCUGGAAAGUGAGUGGGCAGGGGGACAGAAGGUGGAGCGCAGUGGGAGGGGUCUUCUACAGGUGUGGAAGAGGCAGGUGCAGCAGCUCCACAGGGUCAGUGUGGAUAUGGCAUCAGCUGUGCUCGCAUCCUACCCCUCGCCCAGGCUUCUAACACAGGCCUACAGCUCGUGUCGGACAGAGAAAGACAAGGUGGCAUUGCUAUCGGAGAUCCAGAUCCGGCGAGGAGAGGGGGUGACGUCCACAGUGCGCAGAGUGGGCCCAGAGCUGUCCAAGCGCCUGUGUGUGCUCCUGACGAGCCCAGACCCUGAGCAGACCCUCGGCUCCAACGCAUAGAGCCAGACACCAUGGGACUGUGGUGUACUAUGCAUGGUUUUAUGCUUUCUGUUUGUAAGCAGCCAUUUUGAGGACUAUGUUUUGUUUCAAAUUGAUGUGACAAAAAAUUGGAUCAUUACCAUAACAAACAGUCAUAGUGUUUUACAGUCUUGCAUAUAAUAGGGACAAAAGUGAUAUUCUAGGAACUUUAGAACAAAAAAAUGCCCUUUUGAACUGAGUUUUCUUCAAAGAGGGGGUAUUAUGCAACACUGAUUUUUUUAUGCAACAUUGAUUUUUGGAGCUUUCUACCAUGUUAUAACAUUGUUCAAACAUCAAAAACAUGCUUGAAGUGAAAUCAAAAGCAAAACUAAAAAUGAAGCAUGUUUUGGCAACCAUUGCAUUUUCAAAACAAUAAAAGGUGUUGGGAAGAAUACUUUGAAAAUGUAUUUAUUUAAGUACAGAAUACUGAAUACCUGCAUGAAUAUGAUUUUGUAACGUAUUCCGUUACCAGAGUACUGUAUUCUGAAUACUUUUUAAGUUGCAUUUAUAGUGUAGUGUAAAAUACCUGACAUAUAAUUACAAACACCUUUAUUUUUGUUGCUAUGUGUUAAUUUAUGUCCAAAUAGAGAUGAAAAAAACACAUAUUGCAAGAGCAGUGUUUUCUUUUUUCUCACCAAUACCAUGCAGUUCAAAGCCAAAAUUGUCUUUUCUAAAAUCAAGAAACACUUGAUCACACAGUGACUAAUAAUUAGUAUUUCGGUACAUGUAGUUAGUUACUUACCGACACUGAUGGUAACAUGGUGAUUUAAAUACGUAAUGUGUUAACAAUUAAUACCCCAUACAAGUGUAAUAUCCCCUCGUUAAAGGUGCACUAUGUAACUGGAGAUGUCAUUUAUUUUGCAUGGAAUAUCCACAGUAUGGCAUUAAACAUAUCCAUAGAGAAGUAAGAAGGCAUGUUUUUGUUGUAUGUUACAGUAAUAAAAACACCUCUAACUGAAUAAAUGCCAGAUAGAGAAAUGCCAUAUUGUGGAACAUUCCAGGCAACGCAAUAACAUCUCUAUGGAGACAAGCAGGUGGCAGACCCUCUACCAGAAACGUUUUAAAAUUUUGGCCUAAAAGCUCCAUCUUUACACACUCUACAUACAUUCUUUACCCAUUAAUCAGUGAUAUGUAAAUGAGACAAUUAUGAAUGUAACUGUAAAGGAAGUUGCAUCAUUUUUAACUGACUUUUCAGGUAUUUUAAGUGUUUAUUAUGGCAGUUUAAUGUCAGUGUUUUGUUUGUGUGUGUGUUGACACGUUUUGACAGUGGAUUGUUCUCAUCAUAGCUUUCAUUUGAGCAGUAUUAAUACUUUGGAGCUGAUGUCAUCAACACUCUGGGGGUGUGAUGCUAACUGGAUGCAUUGCUCUGUCUGAAGCUCUGUUAGAUUUUAAUCUGAGCUUUAUUUGAACACAAUCUGACUACAAAGAGCUGACUUAGUUGGAACUACAGCAGCGUGUGACAUAAAAUUACAGUCACAAGCUUGCUAGCAUUAGCCAGCUGUUUUCAGUUACUCACACUCACAUUUUUUGGUGAAAAUCAAACACCUAAACAAGACCAUGAACACUCGUAUUCAUCAGACUCAUGAAAAUGUGUUAUUUGCAUCAAUUUUUUCUUGAGUUUUUAGACAGUCUCAAAACCUUUUUCACAGUGUUUGCUAAUGUGUGCAUUGUGUCUCCAUGAUAAUAGUUGAACAUUCCACCAUAGAGAUAUAUGUAGAACACCCCAGCAUGACGUCACUGC
Molecule: messenger RNA, 3379 nt
Organism: Periophthalmus magnuspinnatus
Lineage: Eukaryota; Metazoa; Chordata; Actinopteri; Gobiiformes; Gobiidae
Gene: eme1
Product: essential meiotic structure-specific endonuclease 1
Exons: 10
Coding region: 142-1620 (492 amino acids)
Biological process (GO): mitotic intra-S DNA damage checkpoint signaling; replication fork processing; resolution of meiotic recombination intermediates
Cellular component (GO): Holliday junction resolvase complex; nucleus
Molecular function (GO): nuclease activity; DNA binding
Source: RefSeq, a predicted model, not a curated record